This is a messenger RNA of Gadus morhua (Atlantic cod), 2963 nucleotides long. Its product is annotated as fibroblast growth factor receptor-like 1. The transcript is spliced from 7 exons. NCBI's taxonomy places the organism in Eukaryota, Metazoa, Chordata, Actinopteri, Gadiformes, Gadidae. Gene Ontology annotation, molecular function: fibroblast growth factor binding; fibroblast growth factor receptor activity. Bases 335 to 1846 code for a protein of 503 amino acids. The record is from RefSeq and is a predicted model, not a curated record. Gene Ontology annotation, cellular component: plasma membrane.
GGGCCGUGGAGUCACUCACUUGGUGGGACUGUGGAGUCACUGGGUGGAUGUAGUUGGAGUCACUGGUGGAUGUAGUGGACUGCCCAGAGCCAACUAGUCCGGUAUUUGAAUUGAAAGUUGGCCUACGUCUCAGCGAACACCUCAGGGCUCCUCGGGGUUUUCAGUGGUUUUCUUCGGACAUGUACGGUUCCUCUUGGGUCUUCAGUCCCGUUACUCUACAGACCGAAUGAGCGCGUUGUCCUGAGAGAGCGAUGGAAAGUCGACCACUCUAAGUGGAUCCAUGGACUGUCCGCGGACUUGAGAUCUGGGGAAGUUGAAUUUGUCUUCAGUGAGAAUGAGGAUCCUGCAGAUACUUCUCCUCAUCUGUGAGGCUGUGUUGUUGACUGACUGCGCAAGAGGACCCCCGCAGGUGGCCGACCAGGUGGCCCACCGGCAGAGCGCCCGGCUGGGCAGCGCCAUCAAGCUGCCCUGCCCCGUGGACGGAGACCCCCCGCCCCUCAUCAUGUGGACCAAGGACGGGCGCAACAUCCACAGCGGCUGGACGCGCUUCCGCAUCCUCCGCCUGGGCCUGAAGAUCAAGGAGGUGGAGGCGGAGGACGCCGGCACCUACGUCUGCAAGGCCACCAACGGUUUCGGCAGCGUCAACAUCAACUACACCCUCAUCGUCAUCGAUGACUCUGGUUCUGAUAAAUCCAGACCCGGGGGACCCGCUGGACCACAUUCGGACGUUGGGCCGGAUAGCGUGUUGGGGAAACUAGCCCGCCCCCGCUUCACGCAGCCCGCCAAGAUGAGGAAGCGUGUGAUCGCCCGGCCGGUGGGCAGCUCGGUGCGUCUGAAGUGCGCGGCGAGCGGGAACCCGCGGCCGGACAUCGUGUGGCUGAAGGAGGAGCGGCGGCUGACGGAGCGGGAGGUGGGGGCGGGCCGGCAGAAGAAGUGGACCCUGAGCCUGCGGGGGCUGACCGCCGAGCAGAGCGGCCGCUACACCUGCAGGGUGUCCAACCGCGCCGGGGAGAUCAACGCCACCUACAAGGUGGAGGUCAUACAGCGAACCAACUCCAAGCCGGUGCUGACGGGCACGCACCCGGUCAACACCACGGUGGACUAUGGGGGCACCACCUCCUUCCAGUGCAAGGUGCGCAGCGACGUCAAGCCCGUCAUCCAGUGGCUGAAGCGGGUGGAGACGCACGAGGAGAGCCGCUACAACACCACCAUCGAGGUGGGCGACGACCACUUCGUGGUGCUGCCCACCGGGGAGGUGUGGUCGCGGCCCGACGGCUCCUACCUCAACAAGCUGCUGAUCACCAGAGCCAAGGAGGAGGACGCCGGCAUGUACAUCUGCCUGGGCGCCAACACCAUGGGCUACAACUUCCGCAGCGCCUUCCUCACCGUGCUACCAGACACCAAGCCUCCCACCCCGCCCAUCUUCGCCCCGUCCUCCAACUCGCUGCCCUGGCCCGUGAUCAUCGGCAUCCCCGCCGGCCUGGUGUUCAUCCUGGGCGUGGUGCUGCUGUGGUUCUGUCAGAACAAGAAGCACUGCCCGCCGCCCGGCCCCCCGGCCCCCCAGGGCCUACAUGGCCCACACCCCCGGCUGGCCUACCGGGACCGGGAGAGAGGCUGCGCCGCCCCCUCGUCCGGCUCCUCCAGCCCCGAGAAGGAGUGCUCCGUGGGCUCCAUGAACUACGAGGAGUACCUGGCCCAGCAGCAGCAGCAGCUCCUGCUGGGCCAGGGCAGCUCGGGGCUGGCCACCAAGAUCUACCCCAAGAUCUACACGGACAUACACACUCACACACACUCCCACGUGGACGGCAAGGUGCACCAGCAUCAGCACAUCCAUUACCAGUGUUAACCCCCCCCCCGCGCUCUGUCACAGGGACCGCUGUGGUCUUGUGAACCCACACCAGCUCUGGAGGUCUCAAACCCACCAGGGCAAAGCUCCCUCCUUUGUUUUUAUAGACACCUUUACCAAAUCUGUGCCAAAGUCUUGCUGCAGCGGGGCAUUGAUGGCUGUGCGUCCGAGCGAGCGGUCCUGUGAUUGACAUGUUGGUGGUCAGUGAUGCAACGCGUCAGGUUCGCUGCUUUCCCUUCCCUGCUCGUCACCAUGGUCACACCACUAAAGAGAAAAACAUUGGAUUCCUCCGGUGCACUAAAGGAGUCGGUGCUGUGUCUCGUGUGUGUUUCCAGAAGCAGACGAAUCAAUGCUAAGAUGUGGAUGGAUUCCUGUUGGUGUGUCUAGUGGGUUUUUCCACCUUCUGCUCAAGUGAAGUUCAAAAGGGCUCCUUUAAGCUGUUCACUUCCACAACUGUGUGCAUGCUCCAUGGUCGAGGUAAUUCAAGUGGUACUGAAUAUUUUUACAAAAAGGGCUGGUUUAAUGCUCCUUCUCAGGUAUCCCUUUGUUAGCGUGACAUGGUGUUUGUAAUGCCCGUAUGUUAAAAGCCUACCACUAUCCUCACAAAGCAGAAUUUAGCCCUCUUUAGAUGUAUGUGAACCCUAGGACUGCAAGGGAUAUAAUAAAAAAUGUGUUUCCAUGUUGUGUGAUUAGACACCAUCUACAUUCUCCAUGACCUUCUUCAGUUGGUUGAGCAAGAACAUCAAAUGUUUUCCCCGCCAAAUGAUUACCAGCCAGGGUAGAAAGUGUUUUGGACUGCAACCCUACCCAACCAAUUUAUGAAGCUCUAGUUGUUUAUAUCCAAAUUGAGUCGUAUUUAAUUUAUUUGAAUAAGAAAAUGUAUCAAUAGUUUAUUUUUCAGAGUUAUGCAUUUUACACAUCAUUGUAAGUUUAUUAAAGUAUACUGUAGUCCUGUAUAGUAUAUAUUUGAGUAUUUUUGUCAAGAUAGAGUAAUCACAUGUAUAUGGAAAUGUUUACUGUAGGUAUUUUAAUUUGUUGUAUGACAAUCUUGUAUUAUACAUUUACUCAAGUAUAAAAUCUAAAUCAUCUAUUUUGAUGAUUUAGCCGUUCGAUUAAA